Molecule: messenger RNA, 657 nt
Organism: Lodderomyces jiufengensis
Lineage: Eukaryota; Fungi; Ascomycota; Pichiomycetes; Serinales; Debaryomycetaceae
Product: N-acetylglucosaminyldiphosphodolichol N-acetylglucosaminyltransferase anchoring subunit
Exons: 1
Coding region: 1-657 (218 amino acids)
Biological process (GO): dolichol-linked oligosaccharide biosynthetic process
Cellular component (GO): UDP-N-acetylglucosamine transferase complex
Source: RefSeq, a predicted model, not a curated record
AUGAGUUUAGAAUCAUAUUUCUGUUUAAUUGUAUUUUUAUCAUCAAUUCCUAUAAUUUCAUUAUUCAUUAGAUUAAUAUGUAUAUUACCAUUCACUAAAAUAUCAAAAUCAAUUAAUGAUUCAAAAAAAUCAAUAAAACCAUUUAAAGGGUCAAAAAUUUCAAUUUUUUUAGGAUCAGGAGGUCAUACAGGAGAAAUGUUAAAACUAAUAUCAAAAUUAGAUAUAUCUGAUUUAAAAACAACUUGGAUUUAUUCAUCUGGUGAUUUAUCCUCCAUAAAUCAAAUAAAACAACAUAAUCAAAAUGCACACCUAAUAGAAAUACCUCGAGCAAGAAAAGUAGGUCAAUCAUAUCUAACAUCAAUUCCAACAACACUAUACUCAUUUCUAAUAUCAUCAAUAACAUUGCUAAACCACAAUCCCAAAAUCCUAUUAUUAAAUGGUCCAGGUACUUGUAUUCCAAUAGCAUAUAUUUUAUUUUUCUACAAAAUUUUCGGAUUAAACAACACUAAAGUUAUAUAUAUUGAAAGCUUGGCUAGAGUCAACAAAUUAAGUCUUAGUGGGAGGUUAAUCAUGCCUAUUGCUGAUCGAUUUAUCGUUCAAUGGGAGAAUUUAUAUCAUCAGUAUAAUAGAGCUGAAUAUUAUGGGAUUUUGUUGUGA